Molecule: messenger RNA, 897 nt
Organism: Ilex paraguariensis (yerba mate)
Lineage: Eukaryota; Viridiplantae; Streptophyta; Magnoliopsida; Aquifoliales; Aquifoliaceae
Source: the annotation of a GenBank genome assembly
AUGGAGCCUGAGUCUGGUAUUUCCCCUCCUCGGAAUCCUACUCAGUUUUCCUGGGCAUAUCUCUCGAGGAACCUAAUACUAGCAUACCAAAGCCUUGGGGUUGUAUAUGGAGACUUGAGUACUUCACCUCUUUAUGUCUACAGAAGCAUAUUCGUAGGGAAGCUGCAGAAUCAUCAAAAUCAGGAAGCUAUAUUUGGUGCAUUUUCAUUGAUCUUCUGGACCCUAACAUUAAUUCCUUUGCUCAAAUAUGUCAUUUUGCUAUUGAGUGCUAAUGAUAAUGGUGAAGGCGGGACAUUUGCUCUUUACUCACUACUUUGCAGGCACGCUAAGUUUGGUUUGCUUCCCAAUCAACAAGCAGCUGAUGAGGAGCUGUCUGCUUACAAAUAUGGCCCCCCAGGACAUUCCACAUCCUCUUUAGCACUUAAGAGAUUUCUGGAGAAGCAUAAAAGGUUGCGGACUGCGCUACUCAUUGUGGUAUUAUUGGGAGCUUCCAUGGUGAUUGGUGAUGGUGUGAUCACCCCUGCCAUUUCAGUUUUAUCAUCAGUAGCAGGGCUUCAAGAAACUGAGCAACAUCUGACCAAUGGUGAAGUGCUAUUUUUUGCUUGUGUCAUAUUGAUUGGCCUGUUCGCUCUGCAACAUUUCGGCACCCACAGGGUAGCUUUUCUGUUUGCACCAAUUGUUAUCAUCUGGUUGAUAUCAAUUUUUUCCAUUGGUCUGUACAAUACCAUAUAUUGGAAUCCGAAAGUUGUGUUUGCUCUUUCUCCACAUUAUAUUGUCAAGUACUUUCGCGAGACUGGUACCGACGGCUGGAUUGCACUUGGAGGGAUCCUUCUCUCAAUAACAGGUACAGAAGCUAUGUUUGCAGAUCUUGGUCAUUUCACUGCCUUAUCAAUAAGG